CGGGCAAAUUCAGCAAUUUCUGCCAUUGAAACUGCGAUAGUAAGUUUUUUGUCUCCUUCCUUUCCACUCCCUUGUUCAUCCACUUCUCCAUGUUGAAUCCGUUUGUCUGGCUACUGUUACUCUGCCUAUGUAUGUUAAUAGGCAGUUUCCUUGCCGGAUGUAUACCUCUUGCAACCAAACUCUCCGAGUCAAAGCUACGCAUUUUCUCCGCUAUUAGUGUCGGGUUACUCGUCGGAACAGCUCUCGUUGUCAUUGUGCCAGAAGGUGUGGAAACUCUUUAUAACAGCAAUCAAUACGAUGCUCUGGAUUCAACGGAUACCACCGAUAGUCGUCCGGCUCACAUUGAGGAAUCGCAUGGCUCAUUGCACGCCUCGGUUGGCUUGGCUUUAAUUAUCGGAUUUGCGCUAAUGUUCGUCAUUGAUCAGUUGAGCUCACUUCACGUACAUCCUUCCCCAUCUGCCAAUGCCGCAAACGCCGAUGCGACGGAAUAUAACCAGCUCGAUACCCUUCUUGUCUCGGAAACGGCUUUAGACAACGACUUACCAGAAGCAGCUCCUGAAGCAUCUACUCAUCAUGCACAUUCCCAUCAGCAAUCACUAACACCGACGAUUGGCUUGAUUAUUCACGCUGCAGCCGAUGGUAUUGCGCUGGGCGCAUCCGCUUCGCAUCCCCAACUUUCCAUGGUGGUGUUCCUCGCCAUUAUGUUACACAAAGCUCCCUCUGCAUUUGCCUUAACCACCGUUCUGCUCGCCGAAGGGCUUUCGAGAAUCCAGAUCCGCAAGCAUCUUUUGAUGUUCUCGCUGUCAGCACCGAUCGGCGCUCUGACCACCUACUUACUGCUCUAUGCCUCGGCACUCAAUACAGCAUCAGCGAGCUUGGAAUAUUGGACGGGGAUAUUACUCAUCUUUUCUGGUGGUACUUUUCUGUAUGUGGCAAUGCACGCAUUGCAAGAAGUGCAAUCUUACGGUGCAAUGGAUCGUCCUCGUGUAUACUCCAUUCUGGGUGGCAUGAUCCUGCCUUUGAUACUAAAUAUGCAGCACUCUCAUUAAUUCUGCGAUGUCUAUUUAAAAACAUACAAUUCAUUCCUAUUCUACAUCAUCUCUCUACGCUGCCCACUUACAUAUACAUCAUGUACUUUCAAGUUCAUAGUUUUGGUUUUCCAUGGUUACUUUCUUAUUUUAUCAUGACAAUUUUGUACA
Radiomyces spectabilis is the source of this 1199-nucleotide messenger RNA. RefSeq names its product Zinc/iron permease. Bases 90 to 1049 code for a protein of 319 amino acids. Gene Ontology annotation, biological process: transmembrane transport; zinc ion transport. The transcript has a single exon. Gene Ontology annotation, cellular component: membrane. Gene Ontology annotation, molecular function: metal ion transmembrane transporter activity. NCBI's taxonomy places the organism in Eukaryota, Fungi, Mucoromycota, Mucoromycetes, Mucorales, Radiomycetaceae. The record is from RefSeq and is a predicted model, not a curated record.